Molecule: messenger RNA, 773 nt
Organism: Halichondria panicea
Lineage: Eukaryota; Metazoa; Porifera; Demospongiae; Suberitida; Halichondriidae
Exons: 7
Coding region: 100-732 (210 amino acids)
Source: RefSeq, a predicted model, not a curated record
ACUGCAGAAUGUGUGGGAGGAAUUCUUGCAGGCAAGAUAAGAUCUAGUUACCUUGGAUCUCUUGGGUAUCAUAUUUUUUUACUGAUAUCAUUUAGUAUUAUGUGGAGAGCAUUUGCAGACAUUAUAAGGAGACACUCUCAUGCCUUCCUUGCAUCAACUGUUGCGCCUGCCAGUGCAAACCAGGACACAGGUAGUGCUACAACUACAGAGCCUCACAAUUAUGAGAUGCAGCUACUAGCCAAGUACAACCUUUCCUCCAACUCAACCAACAGCAAUGAUGAGAGGAUACGUGCAAUUGCCAAAAUGGGACACCUGUGCUGGACUGGAGGAACGGAUGUGGCUGAAUUUGCAGGCAAACUGUACCUCCCUGAUCUGACAGCUAUCCUUGAAAAUUAUAUGGAAUCGUUGGCGGUGAAGCUACAAGUGGUCAAGACAAUCGCUGAGUUCUGUUACGGGAACAAGACUAAUCAGAACCUAGCAAGAAGCCUCUCAAUAAUUGAUUCCUUAAUUAACCAGAUGUGUACGCAAGAAGAGGAUGUAGAAAUGAGAAGGUGGUCCCUCCAUGCUCUGUUCUUCAUUUUGAUCGACAAUGACAUAAACCAGGCUGUUACAAUGAGAAAUCCAAACUUGAAGAGAUGUUUGCGUGCGGGGAAGAAGGACAGUUGGGAAGGCUGGGAGCACAAUGAAGGAACGGAGCUGGCAUUCAUGCUGAAACUGACUCUAGCAAUAUGAGUUCUAUUGUACGAUUAAUCAUGCUGUAAUAUUCACGUUGU